AUGCUCUUUGCGACUCGGUCCGUACUGCCUUCCCUGUCAAGACACGUUUCGGCAGCGCUUCGAUCUUCCACCCCGCUUCCGCAGCCCUCACAGACCAGCUUCACCUUGUCGUUGCGCACCAUGUCCAACGUCGUGCCCGGUGUCACACCGGAUGCUCCGGCCCCCUCCGCGGUCUCGAAUCGUCCAGAGGUCAAGCGCGAUGCGCACCCCUUCUCUCGUGGCCAGCUCGAGGGUCUCAUGACGAAACGAUUCUUCUACAUCCAGGCUUUCGAGAUCUACGGUGGUGUCGGCGGUCUGUACGACUACGGCCCUACCGGUGCCGCUCUCCAGGCCAACAUCAUCAACCAGUGGCGUAACCAUUUCAUCAUCGAGGAGGAGAUGCUCGAGCUCGACACCACCAUCAUGACGCUGGCGGACGUGCUCAAAACUUCCGGACACGUGGACAAGUUUGCCGACUGGAUGUGCAAGGACACCAAGAACGGCGAGAUCUUCCGUGCUGACCACCUCGUAGAGGGUGUGCUCGAAGCUCGUCUCGAAGGUGACAAGCAGGCGCGCGCCAAGGAAGCCGGCGAGACGGUCGCCGUUCCCGCCGAAGCAGCUGGUGGCGACGAAAAGAAGAGCAAGAAGAAGAAGGUCAAGUCUUCGGCGGUCAAGCUCGACGAUGCACUUGUGGAAGAGUACACUUCGACGCUUGCUCAGAUCGACAACUUUGACGGGAAACAGCUCGGCGAGCUCAUUCGAAAGUACGAGAUUCGCUCGCCCGAGUCUGGCAACGAGGUGUCGGAACCUAUCGAGUUCAACCUCAUGUUCGAGUCUUCCAUCGGCCCUACGGGACAGGUCAAAGGCUACCUGCGUCCCGAAACGGCUCAGGGCCACUUUGUCAACUUCCAGCGUCUCCUAGAGUUCAACAACGGUCGCGUCCCCUUUGCCAGUGCGCAGAUCGGCAAGUCGUUCCGUAACGAGAUCAGCCCGCGUGCCGGUCUGUUGCGCGUGCGCGAGUUCACCAUGGCCGAGAUCGAGCACUUUGUCGACCCGGAAGACAAGAACCACGAACGCUUCGACGAGGUCAAGGACAUCAAGGUCCCCCUGCUCGCCAAGGACGUCCAGGAGUCCGGAAAAACCGACAUCACCAUCAAGACCAUCGGCGAGGCCGUAUCCGCCGGCAUCAUCGACAACCAGACGCUUGGCUACUUCAUCGGACGCAUCUACCUCUUCCUCGUCAAGAUCGGCAUCGACGCUACGCGCCUUCGAUUCCGACAGCACAUGAGCAACGAGAUGGCGCACUACGCCAGCGACUGCUGGGAUGCCGAGAUCCACACGUCGUACGGCUGGAUUGAAUGUGUCGGAUGUGCCGAUCGCAGCGCGUACGAUCUGACGGUGCACAGCAAGCGCACCAAGAAGGAUCUGGUGGUGCAGAAGGCGCACAAGGAGCCCAAGGUGUACGAUGCGUGGGUGCCGACUAUUGUCAAGAAGAACAUCGGACCCAAGUUCAAGAAGGACGCCAAGUUGGUCGAGGAGGCGAUCCUCGAGAUGAACCAGAAGCAGCUCGAGGAGCUGCAAAGCAAGCUCAAGAACGGAUCGGCACCACUGAGUGUCUGCACCGGGCAGACGUUCGAGUUGACGACGGACGUGGUGACGGUUGAGAUGAAGACGAUUCGAGAGACGGUGCGCGAGUUUACGCCGAACGUCAUCGAGCCGUCGUUCGGUAUCGGACGAAUCUUCUACUCUCUGCUGGAGCACAGCUUCUGGACGCGUGCCGAGGAUCAGGAUCGCGGCGUUCUCAGCUUGCCACCCCUGGUCGCGCCCAUCAAGGCAUUGAUCGUGCCCAUCAGCUCCAACGAGAAGCUGGCGCCGCUGGUCAAGCAGGUGAGCCGCAAGCUCCGUUCCGCCGGCGUCGCAUCGCGUGUCGACGACUCGAACGCCAGCAUCGGACGACGCUACGCGCGGAACGACGAGCUGGGCACCCCCUUCGCCUGCACGCUCGACUUUGCCAGUCUGAGCAAGGGUACCAUGACGCUGCGAGAACGCGACUCGACGGCUCAGAGGAUCGGCGCGAUCGAUCAGGUGAUCGACGUGAUCCGACAGCUGUGCGACGGCAGUUUGGAUUGGGAGAAGGCUUGCAAGAUCUUGCCCGAGUACUCUGGACAGCAGGAUGUUGAUGCUUGA
This is a messenger RNA of Pseudozyma hubeiensis SY62, 2166 nucleotides long. Its product is annotated as glycyl-tRNA synthetase. Gene Ontology annotation, cellular component: mitochondrion; cytoplasm. Gene Ontology annotation, molecular function: glycine-tRNA ligase activity; ATP binding. Gene Ontology annotation, biological process: mitochondrial glycyl-tRNA aminoacylation. The transcript has a single exon. The record is from RefSeq and is a predicted model, not a curated record. Bases 1 to 2166 code for a protein of 721 amino acids. NCBI's taxonomy places the organism in Eukaryota, Fungi, Basidiomycota, Ustilaginomycetes, Ustilaginales, Ustilaginaceae.